Messenger RNA from Acanthopagrus latus (yellowfin seabream), 2959 nucleotides. RefSeq names its product tumor susceptibility 101a (gene tsg101a). Gene Ontology annotation, molecular function: ubiquitin binding. The transcript has 10 exons. Gene Ontology annotation, biological process: endosome to lysosome transport; protein modification process; protein transport. The record is from RefSeq and is a predicted model, not a curated record. Lineage: Eukaryota; Metazoa; Chordata; Actinopteri; Spariformes; Sparidae. Gene Ontology annotation, cellular component: ESCRT I complex. The coding region runs from base 381 to 1553 and encodes 390 amino acids.
CUCCUGCUGACGUCACACGCGGACCGGAAACAGUCAGGUGGAAUGCCGGAAAUUCCUUUUGUUGACUGUCGGUUAUUUGUUUUUCGGCGUCUCUUUAGAACUUAUCGAACAGCUCUUCUUCUCUAGCUUCCAUCCUCGUGUAACACAUUGAGUCUUGGCGCGUCGACAGCAGAGAGUUCGGUCGUGUUGGACUUGAGCGUUUCACACAGACACGAACCAGUGUCUCCGUCUAAGUCGGGCCCGAGGCUGGGCUAACUUUAGCCUAGCAUUCACCCAAGUCCGACUAGCUAGCGUUAGCUGUCACUCCAGCUGUCUCAAAAGUCAGCUGUUCACUCGAUUAACUAAUUAAUAAGUGCGGUUGAAACAAACACUCGAAAGCCAUGGCGGUCGUCAACGAAGGAGCCCUGAAGAAAAUGCUGAAGCAAUACAAAUAUAGAGAUCUGACUGUUCGCGAGAUAACAAAUGUCAUCUCCCAGUACAAGGACUUGAAGCCAGUUAUGGAUGCUUAUGUUUUUAACGAUGGCUCCACAAGAGACCUGAUGAGCUUGACAGGCACCGUCCCAGUGAGCUACAGAGGCAAUAUCUACAACAUCCCGGUGUGUCUGUGGCUGCUGGACACGUAUCCAUACAACCCUCCCAUAUGUUUUGUCAAACCUACCAGUGCCAUGAUGAUCAAAACUGGCAAGCACAUCGACGCCAAUGGCAAGAUCUACCUGCCUUAUCUGCACGAGUGGAAGCACCCUCAGUCAGAUCUGUACGGUCUGAUUCAGGUGAUGAUUGUGGUCUUUGGAGAGGAGCCUCCCGUGUUUUCCCGCCCCACCACACAAGCUCCCUACCAGGCCUUCCAAGCAGCUGGACCCCCUAACCCUUCCUACAUGCCUGGCAUGCCGGCAGUAUCAUCCUACGGCCCAAAUCCUAACCCAGGCGGCUACCCAGCAUAUCAGUACCCAGGGAGCAACUCUUAUCCGGCCACAGCUGGACCGGCACACUACCCAUCCCAGCCUCCAGUUUCCACAGUGGGCCAGAGCAGAGAUGGCACCAUCGGCGAGGACACCAUCCGUGCAUCUCUGAUUUCAGCGGUGAGUGACAAGCUUCGCUGGAGGAUGAAGGAGGAGAUGGACAGAGCUCAGGCGGAGCUGGAUGCCCUGAAGCGAACGGAGGAGGAUCUGAAGAAGGGACAUCAGAAACUGGAAGAGAUGGUGUCAAGGCUCGACCAGGAAGUGACUGAGGUCGACAGAAAUAUCGAGCUGCUGAAGAGAAAGGACGAGGAGCUGAGUGAAGCCUUGGAGAAGAUGGAGAACCAAUCAGAGAACAAUGACAUUGACGACGUCAUUGUGCCUACAGCGCCGCUGUACAAACAGAUCCUGAACCUUUAUGCUGAAGAAAACGCAAUCGAGGACACCAUCUUCUACCUGGGAGAGGCCCUGCGCAGGGGCGUCAUAGACCUGGAGGUUUUCCUCAAGCAUGUACGCCUUCUGUCCAGGAAGCAGUUCCAGCUCCGUGCCCUCAUGCAGAAAGCCCGCAAGACUGCCGGCCUUAGUGACCUCUACUGACCGACACCAACUACCUGGAAAUCAUUCAUAUCUUUAUCACCUCUCACUCUCUUCAUCCUCUCUUUUAUCCCCUUUUUAACGUCUUCUCAUAGAGCGCUGCCUUCAUUUUAAUCUUUAUAAUAUCUGUUCUUGUGAGACAGAAAUCUGAGCGGCAGCAACAGUGAGUCACAAAACAUACUGGCCUCUCUUGUUUAGCACAGCGAUAUUUUCCAACUGUGUGUCCAUCACCGUAUUUUGAUCAGACCAAAUACUUGAUUGAGGUCCCUACGCGUUAACGUUCACGACUCAUUUGCGAGACAUGACAGCAUUAACAUUACCCCCCCCCCCCCUUCCAAAUAUAAAUAAAAAAAAUCACUGUGACCUCUGUGAUAACCAGCCACUGCGAUUCACACAAAAACAGUGAGGUGCGAGUCUGUUGUGCGUUUGCCCUGCGUGUGGUGUGACUGGGUCGGGCACACAGCCAGUUAGUGUGUCGACCUGUAUGUAUUGCACUGCAGGGUGGCCCACAGGUUCUCUGCCAGAAACAAAGUCAUUUGGUGAGUAAGCACAAAUUGUUAGGGGCUAGUAGAGAGGGGCUUUGUAGCAAGCCCCAUGUACCCACGCUGUUCAUAAUGAAAAGGUUAAGCUCUGAUAUAAAUACCCGGGGCAACCUUUCAGGGAGGACCAGGGUCAGCCUCAGGAUUAAAUGCUGUAUGAGGUGCGGGGUCGUGUUCAGUGUGGAGACAAAGUGAUGCUGAAUGUGGGUCUGAACUGUGUUUUUCUUGUUUGAAUCUGUUAACGAGCUUCAUUUUGAGCCCACCUGUCCUCACUACUAUUUGUUUUCCCCUCCUUUUCUGUGUGUAUGUGUGUGUGUGUGUGUCUCUUUCCACUGGUGUGAGUGAGGUUUCAUUCAUUGUAUGUCAGCGGCUCAGGCCUCCCCUCCAGUCUGACUGCAUUUAACCAAUCAAUCAUGUACAUUUUGGUUGGUUUACUCUGUACAGCGCCUCUGCUUAAGGUCGGGGCGACGGUCUCGACGUACUUUAUUCUAAGGUAUUACAAAUGGAAUUUCUGUGAUUUUCUUUUCUUCACUUUUCGUUGUGCUGUACACUCACUCUCAGUCCUGCUGAGAACAUUAGCUUUUCAGUCAACAUGAAGGAAGAUGUUGUGAAUAUAGCCUGAGUGUGCAGGGGUACAAAAAGGAAAGAACUAUUUGUACUAAUCAAAAAAAAAAGUUAACUUAUGUAAAGUUUGCAGACAGGUCUCAUUUAAAUUAGCCUUUUACUAAAUGCACUUUGAAUUGUAUGAUAGAAUAUCUACUGUUAUUUUUUGUUUUCUUGUUUCCAAUUCAACCAUAGGCCACCUGUUCUUUUAUAUCUGUAGAUUUAUGUAAAUCAGUACAAAUAAAAGAAAUCUGAUUUAACAAUGUU